CCGCAUCAACAGGAAGAAUGGCGGUGUCUGUCCGGGAGAAGCAGACAGCUGCCUUGAAGCGCAUGUUAAAUUUCAAUGCAGCUCUGAAGAACACUGCAGCUGAGCCAGUAUGGAAGGUGCUGAUAUACGAUCGGUUUGGUCAGGACAUCAUAUCUCCUCUGCUGUCCGUCAAAGAGCUCAGAGACAUGGGCAUUACCCUGCAUCUACUGCUCCACUCAGACAGAGAUCCCAUCCCAGAUGUGCCAGCGGUCUACUUUGUCAUGCCCACAGAAGAAAAUAUUGACAGGAUAUGUCAGGACCUGAGAAACCAGCUCUAUGAGUCCUACUACCUAAACUUCAUCUCUGCUAUCAGCAGGAGUAAACUGGAGGAUAUAGCUAGUGCCGCGCUAGCCGCUAACGCUGUUAGCCAAGUCACCAAGGUCUAUGACCAGUAUUUAAACUUCAUCACUCUAGAAGACGACAUGUUCGUCCUCUGUCACCAAAACAAGGAACUCAUCUCCUACCAUGCCAUUAACAGAGCAGACAUUCUGGACACAGACAUGGAGGCCAUCAUGGACACCAUUGUAGACAGUCUCUUCUGCUUCUUUGUCACUCUGGGCGCCGUUCCAAUCAUCCGCUGUCCCCGAGGGAACGCAGCAGAGAUGGUCGCUAUAAAGUUGGAUAAGAAGCUUCGGGAGAACCUGCGGGAUGCCAGGAACAGUCUGUUUACAGGAGACAGCGUGGGGGCGGGACAGUUCAGUUUUCAGAGGCCUUUGUUUGUUUUGGCUGAUCGGAACCUGGAUAUGGCCACACCCCUCCACCACACCUGGACCUAUCAGGCCCUCAUCCACGAUGUCCUGGACUUUCAUCUGAACAGGGUGACGAUGGAGGAGGGGUCAGGUUCUGAGCCGUCUCCAAGUGGAGCUAGACCAAAGAAGAAGAACAGGAAGACCUACGACCUCACCGCAGCUGACAAGUUCUGGCAGAGCCACAAAGGCAGUCCAUUUCCUGAAGUAGCGGAAUCUGUCCAGGAGGAACUGGACACAUACAGAGCCCAGGAGGACGAGGUCAAACGUCUCAAGAGCAUCAUGGGUUUAGAAGGGGAGGAUGAGGGAGCGAUCAGCAUGCUUUCUGACAACACGGCUAAGCUCACCUCUGCUGUCAGUUCUCUGCCUGAGCUUCUGGAGAAGAAGAGACUCAUCGACCUCCAUACCAACGUCGCUACGGCUGUACUGGACCACAUAAAGAGCCGUAAACUGGACGUCUAUUUUGAGUUUGAGGAGAAGUUGAUGAGUAAAUCUACCCUGGACAAAUCUCUGCUGGAUAUCAUCAGUGAUCCUGAUGGUGGAACUCCAGAAGAUAAGAUGAGGUUGUUUCUGAUUUAUUACAUCACCGCUCAGCAGCCUCCUUCAGAGUCAGACUUGGAGCAGUACAAGAAGGCUCUGUUGGAUGCAGGCUGUGACCUUUCACCUCUCAAUUACAUCAAGCAGUGGAAAGCCUUCACCAAGAUGGCCACCACCCCGGCCAACUACGGCAACAGUGGAGUCAAACCGAUGGGUCUAUUUUCCAGAGUGAUGAAUACUGGCUCCCAGUUUGUUAUGGAGGGAGUUAAGAAUCUGGUCCUCAAACAACAGAACCUUCCAGUCACACGAAUCCUAGACAACCUGAUGGAGAUGAAGUCACACCCUGAGACUGACGACUAUCGAUACUUUGACCCCAAGAUGCUGCGUGGCAGCGAGAGCUCCAUUCCCAGGAACAAAAACCCAUUUCAGGAGGCUAUAGUGUUUGUGGUCGGAGGAGGAAACUACAUUGAAUACCAGAAUCUGGUGGACUACGCCAAGUCAAAGCAGGGGAAGAAGGUUCUGUAUGGCUGCAGUGAACUCUUCAAUGCCUCCCAGUUCAUUAAACAGCUCUCCCAACUCGGCCAGAAGUGAGAAGGAGAUCAACAAUAUGUGAAUCAUCCCCCACCCCAGAAUCAUAGAUGAUCUUCUUACGACCUCGAUCUCUCUCUCUCUCUCUCUCUCUCUCUCUCUCUCUCUCUCUCUCUCUCUCUCUCUCUCUCUCUCUCUCUCUCUCUCUCU
Messenger RNA from Lampris incognitus (smalleye Pacific opah), 2060 nucleotides. RefSeq names its product sec1 family domain containing 1 (gene scfd1). Gene Ontology annotation, biological process: endoplasmic reticulum to Golgi vesicle-mediated transport; intracellular protein transport. Gene Ontology annotation, molecular function: syntaxin binding. The record is from RefSeq and is a predicted model, not a curated record. Lineage: Eukaryota; Metazoa; Chordata; Actinopteri; Lampriformes; Lampridae. Gene Ontology annotation, cellular component: Golgi membrane; cytosol. Bases 18 to 1913 code for a protein of 631 amino acids. The transcript has 25 exons.